CAUUUUCAUUUCAACAAUUUUGCAAACGGUUAUCAGAGCGAAAACUAAACUCGAAAUGGAGAACCUCAGCGACAUGUAUUAUCUCAUUCGCUUCAUAGUUGGAAGAAUUUUCGUUUAUUUACGAGAUAUUAUUCUCCACGAAUUGUCGUGGUUCCCGGACGAGAAUGGCGACAUUGACGCCUCCGAGGCGAAGGCACGAGGUCACCCCUUCUCGAGAAAAGCUGUCGCUGAUUUCGUCGCCUUUUUCACCAUCUGCGCCGUCUUCGGUAGCUUCUUCGUAUUCUCGACGAAAUGCAACAAGGAGGAACAAAGUGCUUACGAUCCACCGAGACCCGUGAGCGCGGAGAGCGAAGGCGAACCGUUGGAGCUGUUGGAGGACGACGAGUACACGAUUUGCAACACGCCCGUGGGAUCGUCGCAUCAAAAUGCCUGGGGUGACGCAACGAUGGGUGAAUUGGACGUGGAAAGACCGCUAUCACGUCAGAAAUUUGGUGGGCGCAGCAGAGUGCCAUUUUUGUCGAAGAAACGUAACGGGAAGCCCUCGAUGAUAGAGCUGCGUGGGACACACUCGCAGCAUUCCCAGAGCACACAAACGAACGAGCGAUUGCUGCAGCGUGUGACGAACAAACGGGAUUGGUUAAUAAGAAGAACUCGAAGCGGUCACAUUUAUGGAAAAUAUCCGAUGUAAUCCAAUCUCGUAAGAUUUUCGACGUGAUUCUUCAAGUGUCAGAAAUCAUCGAGGAACUUUUUUUCUCGAGCUGCUAUUCAGGCAGGUUCGUGAGUCUGCGUCGUUGAGAAACGAUCACUGAUCUCUCCAGCCGAGUUUAUACUGAAGCAAAAAUAUUGUUGCUCUCCACACACGAGAGACGUCAGUGACCCCGAGCUGCGGGGUCGCGCGACGAGCGACGAAGAAUCCUCUGAUAACCGUUCGUUUCUCCUCGUCACUGGCCCCCUCACCACCAACUUUUCAACACCAAGUUUCGAUUGUUUUCGAGCUCAAGAAUAUCCACGACCCACUUUUGCCACGUUUCAUUUCUCAUUCUAUAUUUUCUCGAUUAUUUUAUUCCACAGAAGCUUUUGAGACUCGGAUUUUGAGGAGGUUCGUUCGAGCCCCUUUUUGUAAGCUGCUUUUCAUUUUUAUACGUCCUCAUCCGUUGACUGUCGGUUUUUUAUGCGAAUUUGUAUUUU
Messenger RNA from Venturia canescens, 1188 nucleotides. RefSeq lists its product as uncharacterized. The record is from RefSeq and is a predicted model, not a curated record. The coding region runs from base 56 to 688 and encodes 210 amino acids. The transcript has 3 exons. NCBI's taxonomy places the organism in Eukaryota, Metazoa, Arthropoda, Insecta, Hymenoptera, Ichneumonidae.